Molecule: messenger RNA, 870 nt
Organism: Mucor velutinosus
Lineage: Eukaryota; Fungi; Mucoromycota; Mucoromycetes; Mucorales; Mucoraceae
Product: histone H3.1
Exons: 4
Coding region: 1-870 (289 amino acids)
Molecular function (GO): hydrolase activity, acting on ester bonds
Source: RefSeq, a predicted model, not a curated record
AUGAAACUUGCUACUUUGCUUCCUUUCCUCGCUUUGUCUAUUACUGCUGUCUCUGCUUUUGACAAGAUUAUUGCUUACGCUGAUAGUUUUACUGACAAUGGCAACGACUACCGUGCUUCUAAGUUCCCUCCUUCGGGACCCUAUUUUGAGGGAAGAUUCAGUAAUGGCCCUACGUGGUUAGAGUAUGUCAAUGAAAACUUGACAGGCAUUGCAGUCAUCAACAAUGGUCAUGGAGGUGCUACUACGAACAAUGCACAAUGCUACAGUUCUUUCAAUGAGUACAUUGUACCUGGCCUCAAGGAGCAAAUCUUGACUACCUAUGUCAACGGUACUGCUGAUGAUUUGUAUUUGAUUUACAUUGGCUACAACGAUUUGAAUGCCAUUGUCAACCCUGAUCAAUAUGUUAUUGUCGACAAGAACUACACCAAGGAAAAGGUCUGUCAAAACGUUGUCGAUAGUGUCGAGCUUUUGAUCAAUAUGUAUGGAGCCAACAACUUUCUUGUUAUGAGUGUCCCUCCUUUCGAUCAAUGGCCCGUUGUCAAGGAUGAAGAUAAGGAAUCCGCCAAGAAGUUGGUUCACGAUUACAAUGCUCUGGUUGAGUCCGAGCUCCCCAAGAACCAUCCCAAUGUUACCUUUCAAUUUUUGGAUGACAAUGCCUGGUUCGUUGAACAAUUGAAGAACCCUGAAAAUGUUGGUCAAGAAACUUCCAAUGGUCCUUGUGCUUGGGGUAUCGGUAACACUACUGCUUGUGAUGACCCUGAGAAGCAUUUCUUUUUCGACAGCUACCAUCCAUCUAAGGAAGUUCAUGCUGCUUUCGGCGCCUGGGCUACUGAGCAAAUCAAGUCCAUGUAUAACAUCAAGUUGAACUAA